Messenger RNA from Lindgomyces ingoldianus, 846 nucleotides. RefSeq lists its product as uncharacterized. Gene Ontology annotation, cellular component: glycosylphosphatidylinositol-N-acetylglucosaminyltransferase (GPI-GnT) complex. NCBI's taxonomy places the organism in Eukaryota, Fungi, Ascomycota, Dothideomycetes, Pleosporales, Lindgomycetaceae. The record is from RefSeq and is a predicted model, not a curated record. The transcript is spliced from 2 exons. The coding region runs from base 143 to 805 and encodes 220 amino acids. Gene Ontology annotation, biological process: GPI anchor biosynthetic process.
UGGAUCUCGGCUGUUCCCGAUAGGGCUGAGCAUCAUCACAUUCCCGUCAACAGUCUAUCAGUAUCACCAAUUCUAGCUUCUGGUUAAUUUUGAUUUUGUCUUCAAAAAUGCUGCCUCGGUAACCCUCUAUCCCAACUCCAAAAUGCUCAGCCUCCUCCAACGCCUGACCUCUCCCCCUUCCCAAACCCUAACAACCCUCCAACCAACCCCGUCCACAAUCUCCUUCACGGUCUCCACGCGUCCAGUGCCAAAGACACUUCUCGCGCUGUUCACAUACUAUCUCUCGAUCCUAGUUCGAAUAUUAGCCGGGACGCUUGCGCUCAUAACGCUGUGGGCGAAAUGGCGUGCGAGUUCUGGAAAACACACAGUCCUGUUAUCAAUGUUCCUAGGCAGAGUGGCUGAAGCAUGGAUCGUUAAGCUUGUAGAAACACUGCCAUGGAGAUAUUUAGCUCCGGUAGCGUUGACGGUGAUUUGGAGGGUUGGAAGGAGAGGAUAUACUGAAGAAUCCCUCCUCAUAAUCCGCUCCCUCGGCCUGCAAACCUCCACCUCUUCGUCCACAUACCUGACCACCUCGUCCACGCGCUUCAUUCCGACAACCAGCAUCCAGGAUAUCUUCAUCCAUGAAGCAUUCAAGGGGUUUGAAGUCCGAUUCUAUCUCUCGAUUGUGGUAAAGGGGGAGGGAGAUGUCGUUGUGGUGUUUCCGAGUUUGUUGCCGCGGAGGGAGAUCCUGGAGGAGGUUUGGAGGGGUGCUAGGGCAGGGUUGUGGGAGGUUGGUGGGAGUGGUGGAGCAAGGGGGAAGACAUGAGAGUAUGGGGCAGUGGCAUGGAGUACAGUGGGUUGGAGGUU